AUGAACAAGACUAGUGAGGUUUGUGUUACACUAGUGAGCACACUGAGCAAGGAACACCCCCCAGAUGGGUCGCCCACUGGAGAGCAGAGGCACCUAAGGUUUGUUCCACUUUUUACUUUCACAGGAGUUGGGUUCGCAUGCGCCACCAACCGCGAGGAGGUGGCAGACGUACGGGAGGGUAAGGAUGUCACGCUCAAGUGCCGCUUCAACAACCCGGCGCUCCUCUCCACGGGCGGCGAGUUCUACUGGAUGAGGCAGCGCAACGGAGAGAAGGACAACGUAGCCAUCGGCAACACUCCCUUCGACAUUAGCUACAAAGUGGACCUGGAGGCUAGUGAAGGACGCUACGACCUGACCAUCAGCCAUGCCAAGUACGAACGAGACAAUGGGAUGUUUGAGUGCCGGUUCAAGGAGGCAGGGACGGGGUCUGACCUGCACACCACCACCGUCAACCUUACCGUCCUCAUUCCUCCAGGCAGCCCCAGGAUAAACCCUGAGGCUCCCACCGCCACCGAGGGACAGUCCAUAGAUCUUGUCUGCUCCUCCCAGGGUGGAUCACCCGACCCGCAAAUCAUUUGGUACCGAUAUGGGUCUGACCAGAAGCUGUACAGUGUGCUGAAACCAGGUGGUGGACGAGACUUUCCCACAACUUCUGUGUUGACGAUUAAUCCUGGAAAGGACGACGAUGAUGCUCAGUACCGCUGUGUUGUCUGGAACAGAGCUCUUUCAGAUUCUGAGAAGAUGGAGGCCACUGUCACACUCAGUGUUAACUAUUAUCCACGCAUCACAAUCGGCCCUGAAAACCCCCUACGUGUUGAGUUAGACAGGUCUGCUACACUGACUUGUUCAGCAGAUGCCAAACCCCCUGUGAGUAAUGUGCGAUGGACACGUGGUGGACGUUUCAUUGGUACUCAAAACACCCUUAUCAAAGAUCAUGUAUCUCUAGAUGAUGCUGGUCAAUAUGUCUGUCAAGCUGACAAUGGAUUAGGCCGCCUGCGUGAGGCAGAAGUAACAUUGGAUGUUCUGUAUGGACCACGUGUUUCAGUAAUCUCCAGUAAAGAUGUAGAUGAAGGGGAAGACAUUGUAAUCACUUGCAAUGUAACAGCCAACCCAGCCCCAGUUACCAUUGAGUGGCUCAAAGAAGGAGAUGACUCAUUCCGCCAGAGUGGUGUAGAUAUUUUGAGAUUGAGUCGUGUGUCUGCUGUUAAUCAGGGCAACUAUAUUUGUCGGGCUGUGAACAUUCUCACUCCAACUGGUGGGGAACCUAGUGAUCGUAUCGGUAAUGCUACUGUUGCUGUAAGGGUGCGACAUGCUCCAGGAAAGACUUACAUUACCCCAGCUGAACCUAUUGCAGUGCAGGGUGAACAGUCGACUCUUACUUGUGGUGCUGAUCCUCCAGGUUGGCCCAUGCCUACAUACCGCUGGUGGCGACAUGACUCGGAUGCCACCCUCACACUAGGAGCCAAUUACACCAUUCCUCGAGCCUCUCUUACUGAUGAAGGUACAUAUUACUGCCAGCCUUCAAACCGCUUGGGUAAAGGUACUCCAGCUUCAGUACGUGUUCGAGUACAUCAGCCUCCACGUAUCUUGGAGAACCUUCCUGAAACAGCCAUCUACCGCAUUAGCAAAACAGAUCUUAGUCUUGCUUGUCGUGCUCAGGGCAAGCCCCAGCCUUCUAUCCGCUGGUUAAAAGAUGGAGAAGAAAUAAGCCCUGCUGAUGGAUUUUAUAAUAUCUUGGUAGAACAAUCAUCCAUUGGCCAAAAUGCAGCACACACAGUCCAGUCAACACUGCAGUUCAGAGGUUCUAGAAGAAUCAACGACAAUCAGCUGUUGCCCACUGACCGUGGCACAUACCAGUGUGUUUUCAAGAAUGACGUACGAGAAGUAUCUAGCUCUCAGCUUCUAAGAGUAGAACAUUCUCCAAUUACAGUUCAUAAACCCAACAAAGUAGCAUUUGAUCUUCUAGAAGAUGCACAACUUGAGUGCCGCAUGCAAGCUUACCCUGAACCCAAGUUCCAGUGGUCACUUGGUCCCAACUUCAUUGAACCUGAUGGUACCCACUAUGCCACAAAUGACACUGCUUUACCUGAUGAUGUUUAUGCAUCAGUACUUACUGUGAGAGGAUUAACGGAAGCUGACUAUGGUAGUUACACUUGUAAGGGUACAAACAGCAGAGGUGAUCACAAGACACUUAUUACACUACAAGAGAAGGGACGUCCUGAACACCCAACAAAUCUCCGUGUUAUAGAUCAGAACAUAGAUGCCAUUAUGUUGGCAUGGGAUGAGAGUUUUAAUGGAGGGUUUGCAGACACAAUCUUUUACGUAAGAGCAGAGACUAUGUCUGGGGAGAGUAUGAGCCAUGAUUGCCAAACCCAAAACCCCUGUAACAUCAAGCCUCUCCCUCAGCAGACUGCUUUUAAAUUACAAGUCAAAGCCAGUAAUAUCAUGGGAGACAGCGACUUUUCUGAUCCACUUGAAGCUAUGACUCUUGUUGAUGUGGAUACAAUACCUGCGCCUGAGGAAGUAUUUUUUCAAACAACUGGAAAUAUGCUGAGCUUUAAAGUUCUACCAACAGAUUUGAUGCUACAAGGUCAGGUUGAAAUUCGAAGUGUUGAUAAUGAUGAAUGGUCUCCACUGGAGACAAGAGUUCCCAUCAGCAGUGAUAGUAAUGACCAUGGUGAAGUGUACUUGGGCAAGAAAGUGCCAGAAGAAGUUAGAAUCAGGUUUUGUUCUCUAUUUGUUGCAAGCAGCUGUGGAAAAUAUCGUGCUGCUAUACAAGUUGACUCUUUGCCAUCAUUUCCAACCAAGUCUAUGUCAAUGCCGUACAUGGUAGCAAUCAUCGUUGGUUGUGUCGUGUUUGUAGCUGUGGGUGCUCUAAUAUUUAUUUGCUGUUGCUGCCGCCAUAGAAACAACAAACUAAAAAACAAGACUGCUGACAUGGAGGUGGCUCACCGUGGUGUUGUGACCCAGCAGGCCCCACCACCACCAUACUACACAGUUGGCAUGGACAACAAAGGUCUGGAUGGGUCCAUGGACACUGGAUUAGAUGAUCCCUCCAAGACAGCCAUUUACAGCUCUCAACAAUAUCACAACUACAGUCAGAAUGGACAAGUUAAUACCCCAAAUAAUAAUGAUUCCAAACUUGGAAUGAAAAGAGGCAUGGGAUACAUGGACAACAGCUACUCCAAUUCCAAUAAUGGUGGUUCAGUAAACUCUCAAGAUUCCUUGUGGCAAGUGAAAGGCCAUGGUGACCCACAGAUGACAACCCACAUGGCACCACAUAUGUCUCAGGACUCUAGGGGUUACCAGUAUGACCCUAUGGUUCAUGGUGGUUAUGGCAUCUCAGGAUAUGAUGACUACUCUCAUUAUCCACCAGCAGGAUACCAGGGGCAGGGAAUGGUUGAAGAUUAUCCAGGCUCACGAGGCAACUAUAUUUCAAAUGGAGACCCUUAUGCUGCUGUACACAAGCCCAGGAAACGCGUUGAUCACAUUGAUGGAGGCUGUGAUGUGAGUGGCAUGCCGGACCCAUACAUGGAGCACUAUGAACAAGGUGGUGCAGAGAUGAACUCUGAUAACAAACCCCAGAUCAGCUUUGAUGAAUCCCUGGAAUCAGGAUACUCGACGCCAAACUCGCGUAACAGGCGUAUUAUCAGGGAAAUUAUUGUGUGAAGAGAAAGGAAGAAUACUUUGGUGAUUUAAGUUUAAGGUCAUUUUUGAGGCUCAUUAGGGUCAUUGGAUUUGUGAAUUGUAGGUGGAGUUGAUUAGGUGAUUUAAAGUCUUGCUGGCUGAUGAUCACCAGAUCUGCUCCUCUAAUUUUUCUGAGGAAGGUUCAUUUAGAUGGUAAUGAAAAUGCCACUAAUGAACAAAGAAUAUUCAGUACUCGUCCCCUUCAGCAUGACCCCCUGUUGUUGGACCAAUUUUACCAAGACCCAAAUAAUGUUAGACUUCAAUCUAUUAAAGAUUGAUGCACUGCCUCAUGAACAGACCUAUUUUCUGUACAGUGACCACAUUUACAUAUUACUGCCUGCUUGCCUGCUUGCAUGAAGACUACCCAAGACUUGAUUUGUGGAGAUGGCUGGCACUGGGAGGAACUGAGAAGUUUUGCCGUCACUUACCAGGCCGGGGCGGUUUGUAUCCUUCCCCUUCUUACUCCUCCCACACCCAAAGUCAGUGAUGAAGAUUGGCUAUGAAAAGACAAGAAGCUUACGCCGCCCCUUGCUCAUGUCUAGUCUGAAUCGCUGAGGAUGUCAAGGUUGAAAAUGAUGUAUAAAUGCUGUGUGGAUGAGGUUCCAAGUAUAGUAUAUUUUGGUUAGCUUUGUGCUGUGACUGAGUAAUAUUAAGAGCCAAUCCUGUGCUAGCUCCUACAGACAAAGAUGUGCAAAGUGGAAAGUUUCUGUGAUGGAAGCAGAGCUUUCAUUAGUACAGGUACAAAGCACAAAAGUGAGCACAGAAUGUGAAGCUCAAGCCUGGUCACAAAGUGGUGCCUAUCAGUUUAAUAAUCACUACACAAACAUUUAAAUGGAAGAGUUGAAAACUUCUCUGUCUGUGUGGUUACUGUGAUACUGACUACCCAAAUGCAAGAACCUCGGUCACAUUCAUAAAAAAGAGUAAUGUACACAUAACUUUGAGAGAAACUGCCGUACAUCAAAGACCUUUCCUGCAUACAUUGUAUUGUGUCUUAUCUCUAUUUUUCAAGAACAUUUAAAAAGAAAGAUUUCUUUAUGACGUGACCCCUAGUGUAAAGUGAAGCAGCUCGCUGUCGUAACAGGCUUUGUGAUCUCAAGUGCAAAUGAGGUAACUGCCUCAUUAUUUUUUACAUUAUAUAUAUUUAUGUUCUGUAACACAUUUGUAAUUUACAUGUAUGUAAAAAGUCUUAUAUUUGGACAGCAGAGGUAGUGCAAUAAUUAUUUUAAUGAGCUAUUACCUCUCACAUUUUGUUAAGUUUUCAUAUGAUUUACUUUUUCAUGUGUUCCCUUAUUCAGAAGAAACAUUUGGAAUGAAUCGUGUCUUCCUUUAAAUUAAAUUUACUGGCAUUUUUAAUGGUUAAAUUAUAUUUAAAAUCAUAGUUUCUUUGGUUAAACACAACAUUAGAUUGUCUAGAGAGUAUUGGGCAUUUUCCCGCUGUUUCAAGUGCUGGUCAUUGAGACUUAAAAUGGAAGACUGUGCCAUGUGGUCCUAAGAAGGAACUUCCUUUUCCAGUGUAUUUUCAUCAUUCAUCAAUAUAAAAUUUGUUGAGGUACAUAAUGUUAGUUUCUGAAGAGUCCAAGUCUCAAUGUUUUGGCAAUUUGCCUCUGCCAACAAUCUUUUUACUUUUGGUGCAUGGCUCAUUAAGUGUGGGACAACAGAGAAUACAAUGUAGUUUUCUUUGAUAAAUGGUAAAUAAUAUUGUGGUACAUCAGGAGCAGUGUUGAAUCUUUGUUCCUUUAUACUUUGUAAGCUUUUUUGUUUUUUCUGUAAAUAGUUAAUUUUUUAGAAGAAAUGUCUUUGGGAAUUCAUUGGUACUAUAAGUACCUACCACCCACACUCUCCGAGCUGCCAAUACUAACUUCUCACCCUGUCGCUCAUAUGUGAAUACUUUAACAAAGCAGAAACUUAUGGGCAAAGCUUGCAUUGUGAAAAAUACGGAUUCUUUUUCGAAUAGUAAAUCGAGUUUUGCUGAUAAAUCUGCUAACUUCUUGCUUUGAUAAUAUAUUUUUUUAGUACUGAAUGAUUUUUAGAUCUGAGUUUUAUUAUUAAUGAUAUGGUGUUGCAAUCUGUAAGGAAGUCCAUCAUUUGAUUUUAAUAUUCAUACAUUCCAAAAAUUCCCUGUGCAAUAACCUUUAAAUAGGAAAGUUAAAGCUUGCUUGUGAGGUGUUUCCAUAAACUAAGUACAUGCACUUUGAAGAUAGAUACAGUGUAUUGUUUCAAAAAAAGAAACUAUAUGUAAGCUUAAGUUUUCCUUAACUGAACUUUUCAUUAAAAAAAAAUUCUACAUAACUUUAAUGAUAAGCAAAAGUUAUUUUAUAAUAGAAUUUUUUUAUCUGAUGCUCAUUGAUGUUUAAUAUAUAUUUUUUGUAAAUAAUGUAUAUGUACCUGUACAUCAUAGAUCUGUAAAUGGUCUAACGACAAAGUUUUGUGUUAGGUUAUGAUGUGGUUAAAUGAUUUUGUAUUCUGAAUUCAAAGCCAAUAAAACAUAGUAAUUUCCA
This is a messenger RNA of Homarus americanus (American lobster), 6185 nucleotides long. It is a transcript of the gene ed, whose product is annotated as hemicentin-2-like. The transcript is spliced from 11 exons. The record is from RefSeq and is a predicted model, not a curated record. NCBI's taxonomy places the organism in Eukaryota, Metazoa, Arthropoda, Malacostraca, Decapoda, Nephropidae. Gene Ontology annotation, biological process: cell-cell adhesion. Gene Ontology annotation, molecular function: cell adhesion molecule binding. Bases 1 to 3669 code for a protein of 1222 amino acids. Gene Ontology annotation, cellular component: cell-cell junction.